CAAGAGCGGGAAGUCGCUUGUAAAGGAAAUAAACAUUUUAGUAAAUAAUACAAGGUUCCUGACAAAACAGAAUACAAAUGGUUCCAUUGGAGUCUAGAUGGUUCUUCAGUGUAAUAGGAGAGAAGGAGUAACUAAAGGGUAUAAAUGCAGGAAAAUUUGUACAUCUUAUGGUGUUAAACCCAGGUAAUUUGUCGACUUAUAUAAAUCCACUUGGAAGGAAAUACCUCAUCUAUUGAAAGUGAGGGGAGGGUGAGAAUGUGUGAAAUUAAAGGCAUGGAGAGCGUUAGCAGUGUUUUGGGAGCAUGGAAGAUCGGUUAACUAACCAAGACGUCAUUCUGAAGCCACUGUGAGAGGUGACUCCUGCUGUCAGGCAGCCCUGGAAAAGGCACUGUGUGGGGGUAUUCUUCCACAGCUGUGGCGAACGGUCAGCAGGAAUAGGAAAUGAUGUUGGUCUUACGGAAGACCUGUUGAAACGGGUAGCCGAGUUACACUGGGCAGUAGAAAGGAGAGUGGAGGCUGAAGUGUGGGAAUUGGGGCAGUGCAGUGGUUCCUGUGUGGUACAGAAUACCAGCAUGGGGAGUAAUUUUUUGUGAAAGAGCAAAAAGGAGAAUGCAUUGCAAAAAUAGGAUGGGUCCUCUGAAUUUUCUUUUAAUUCUCACAGAAGGAUAUGUGUUUAUUGACUUUUAGAGAGAGAGGAAUUGGGAGAAAAAGAGAGAGAGAACAUUGAUGGAUUGCCUGCUGUAUGCACCCCAACUGGGGAUCAAACCUGCAGCCCACGUAUAUGCCCUGAACGGGAAUUGAACUCACACUCUUUUAUGGAAUACGGGACAAUGCUCCAACCAACUGAGCCACUCAGAGGGCAUGGGCCUCUGGAUUUUAAUGUUGAAGGUACUGUUCCAGAUGUGCUGUGUAACCCUUAAGGAAUCUCUGCCUAAAAGGCAGGUGGAAGCAAAUGCAAAUUAUAUGUGUCCUUUUCUAACGUAUGCUUAUAUGCAUUGUAUAUGCUAGUAUUUGUGUAAUUUUUGUCACAUUACUAAAGUUUUCUGAGCUUCUGAUCAUGUCAUUUAUUAACUUUAUAAAUAAACCAUAAUCAGCAGGGUUCCUUUGAAGAACAAAUAAGCAAAUGUAUGUCAGUCUCUUUGCACAGGAUCACAUGUAAUGAAGCUUUACUGUUACAAGUUACAAAUGGCUUUGCCUCCUGUUGCUUGGACUGUGUGUCAGUGAAAACCCAGAAGACAGUUGACAGCUGUGCUAGUGACAAUGGCAUCAAGGCGAUUGGCAGUCCUGGCACCGUCUGAAGCAACAUCCCUGAUGUUUUAGGAAGCCGUGUCCUUCGAGGAUGUAGCUGUAGACUUCACCCAGGAAGAGUGGGCCCUGCUGGACACACCCCAGAGAAAACUGUUCACAGAGGUGAUGCUGGAGAGCAUCAGUCACCUGGUCUCGAUUGGCAGUCAGCUCUACAAAUCAUACGUGAUUUCCCAUUUCAAGGAGGGAGAGCCACUUUCAAGAGAAGGGAUUGGUGUUCUGCAAGGCCCGAGUCCAGGUGAGCACCAGAGGCUGUGCUUCAGGAAGAGAAAGAGCCUUGUCAUCAUUUCAGAAAGGAGAGAUGAUUUUAAAAAACAAGAAAUAUUAUCCACUCAACAUUUUCACAAGAAGGACACAUCCCUGAUCAGUGCAGUGCAGAGAUUUUACACUCAAGAAGAGCCUUUUGAAUGUAAUGAUUUGGGAGAAAAGUGGACUAAAAUCUUAACAUUGACUCGGUGCAUGAUACCUCACAUGGGAAAGAAACCCCAUAUCAUACAAGAAUUUAGAAAAGUGAUCAAUUACUUUAAUCAACAUAAACAAAUUGAUGCUAGAAAUAAAUUGUUUGAAUGUCAACGUGGGAAUGCUUUGUUUCAACUCUCAGCCAUUAGACAACACAGUAAUACUCAAAAUGGAGAGAAGUCAUUUGAAUGUCAUGUAUGUGGGAAAUCCUUUGGUAACAGUUCUAACUGUAGACGACAUGAGAUUAUUCACACUGGAGUGAAACCACAUGGAUGUCAUCUAUGUGGAAAGGCCUUCACUCAUUGUUCUGACCUAAGAAAACAUGAAAGAAUUCACUUUGGAGAGAAACCAUAUGGAUGUCAUCUGUGUGGGAAAGCCUUCAGUAAAAGUUAUAACCUUAGCCGACAUGAGAUGAUUCACACUCGAAAGAAACCACAUGAGUGCCAUCUAUGUGGGAAGACCUUUACUCAGUAUUCUGACCUUACAAAACAUGAAAGAACUCACUUUGCAGAGAAACCAUAUGGAUGUCAUCUAUGUGGGAAGACAUUCAGUAAGCUGCCUUACCUUAGACAACAUGAGAGAACUCACAAUGGAGAGAAACCACAUGAAUGUCAUCUAUGUGGGAAGGCCUUUACUCAUUGUUCUCACCUUAGAAAACAUGAGAGAACUCACACUGGAGAGAAACCUUAUGAAUGUCAUCUGUGUGGAAAAGCCUUUACUGAUUCUUCUGUCCUGAAACGACAUGAGAGAACUCAUACUGGAGAGAAGCCAUAUGAGUGUCAUAUAUGUUGGAAAGCCUUCACUGAUUCUUCUGUUCUUAAACGACAUGCGAGAACUCACACUGGAGAGAAGCCAUAUGAGUGUCACCUCUGUGGGAAAGCCUUCAAUCACUCUUCUGUCCUUAGACGACAUGAGAGAACUCACACUGGCGAGAAACCAUAUCAAUGCAAUAUAUGUGGGAAAGCCUUCAACAGAAGCUAUAACUUUGGACUGCAUAAGAGAGUUCACACUGGAGAGAAACCAUACAAAUGUUAUCUAUGUGAAAAAGCCUUCAGUAAAUAUUUUAACCUUAGACAGCAUGAGAAAACUCACACUGUAAAGGUUAUAAAUGUGGAAGAUUCACUACCCGUUGAUUCAGACUCUAAACACCCUUGAGGGACUCACAUGUUGGGGGAAAAAGCAGUUUGUAAUCCGUGUGGAAGAGCCUUUAUUCAUCCUUAUUUCAUUCAAUUGAAGUUAAAUAAAUAUGGGGAGAAUCCA
Molecule: messenger RNA, 3024 nt
Organism: Myotis myotis
Lineage: Eukaryota; Metazoa; Chordata; Mammalia; Chiroptera; Vespertilionidae
Gene: ZNF596
Product: zinc finger protein 596
Exons: 6
Coding region: 1414-2919 (501 amino acids)
Biological process (GO): negative regulation of transcription by RNA polymerase II
Cellular component (GO): nucleus
Molecular function (GO): DNA-binding transcription repressor activity, RNA polymerase II-specific; RNA polymerase II cis-regulatory region sequence-specific DNA binding
Source: RefSeq, a predicted model, not a curated record